AAGUGCUUGCCAACCUGCUCCUCUGUUGUGUCCAAACCGAGGGAAUACAGCUACUGAUGGACAAAGACCGCUCUUAAAUACGAACCACAUUGAAGUAUAGUCUGUCCAAAGUUGUGGAGCUCUGCAAAUGCCUUAAAAAUGGCAAAGGUUAUUUCGGCAGAAGCUUUAUUGUUAUUCCUCUGGGGCGUUUAUAUGCAAUUCAGUUUCAUGUCAGUUCUCGGGGUCAAUGAACUGCUGUAUUUUCGGAUCAUCAGCCCAGAGGAGAUAGGCUACAUCUUCAGUGCCGCACCUGCCAAAGACUUCGGAGGAGCUUUUACAUCAUCAUAUGAUAAGAUUUUUCUUGUGCCUUCAGACCCAGCAGAUGGCUGCUCAGACCUGGAGGACAAAGACAUUAUCCAGGGUCAAGUAAUCCUGGUGGAAAGAGGAGGUUGCUCCUUUGUACAGAAGGCCAGAAAUGUGGAGGAAGCAGGAGGCAAAGCUGUCCUGAUUGCUGAUAACGCAGUGGACAAUGACAGUAAUUACCUUGAUAUGGUCACUGAUGGAAGCACUACCAAACCAAGCAUACCUGCUCUAUUUCUACUGGGGCGUGAUGGGAUGAUGAUCAGGCGAACUCUUCAGAGGCGAGCACUGCCAUGGGCUGUCAUUUCCAUACCUGUCAAUGUCUCUUCUUUGGCUUCGUUCCCACUGAAGCAGCCCCCAUGGACACUGUGGUAGAAAUAAUACACAACUUGAUCCACUUCCCUGCUGAGUGACCUUUGCUUUAUCAGUGCAUAUCUCAUCAGUUUUGAAUAAACUCACAGGGGAAUUCCACAGCGGUGGUUAAAAACAUUUACAUGCACCGAGGGUGAACCAGUGACAUUAAUUCAAGGGCACGUGAUUAUGUCAGCAUUAAACACACAACCACACAAAUGGAGCAGAACGUAUUGGCAUAUCCAAACAGGCUUAACUCAGCCGUUUAUCAAGGUAAAGACACACAGAGCAAGAAACACAUGUGCUCCCUUCUGUGUGUUGUGCUUGUGCUGUGUCACGGCUUUUGCAUACUUGUGAAUAAUUGUUCCAUAGUUAGUGAGGAGAUGUGGAAAAGUUGAAUCAGACAAUACCGGACAUAAAGCCUCUUCUACAGUCAACUAGUGCAAGCUGAUGUUUGGGCCACUGUAGAAAUAAAAGGGAAAAAGACUAUCAAAGCUUUCACUAUACAAACACCGCUACAUAACACCAGGAAUGUCAUCUCAUUGUAAAAUGUGAAAAAGUCUUGCUCAUUUGCAUGAACUUUAAUGUUGUAGCUUUUGAGUUAGAAUCAAACUGUUUCAUAGUGGUUAAUAAAUAAUUCAUUUUUUGUGCAAUUAAUUAAACAACUUUGUUAAAUAAACAUCGGUACAACUUUUAA
Molecule: messenger RNA, 1387 nt
Organism: Cheilinus undulatus (humphead wrasse)
Lineage: Eukaryota; Metazoa; Chordata; Actinopteri; Labriformes; Labridae
Product: protease-associated domain-containing protein 1-like
Exons: 5
Coding region: 139-714 (191 amino acids)
Source: RefSeq, a predicted model, not a curated record